This is a messenger RNA of Mauremys mutica (yellowpond turtle), 1560 nucleotides long. RefSeq names its product collagen alpha-1(X) chain-like. Gene Ontology annotation, molecular function: protein binding. The transcript is spliced from 3 exons. The coding region runs from base 166 to 852 and encodes 228 amino acids. The record is from RefSeq and is a predicted model, not a curated record. Lineage: Eukaryota; Metazoa; Chordata; Testudines; Geoemydidae.
UGUGUACAAAGCAGCGAUAAGGGAAGCUGUUUAGUCAUAGCUGUGUCUUUGAGGGUCCUAAGCAGAAGGGUGAGGAGCAGAGUACAGUGAUUCAGGAAACAGGCUCUCGAAGGAGCUUGUUUCCCAGCUGCCGGGACGUCACGGGAAAGACAAGAAACUCACAGCAUGUUUUUAUCAGGGGUCUGGAUUUUAGCUGUUUCCGUCACUGUGGCAGUACAGGAAAAAAACCCUCUUGCUCCAUGUCUCCCAGGACCCCAAGGUCCUCCUGGGAACAAUGGAGUUCCUGGUCAUAAUGGACACAAUGGGCUCAAUGGGGAGAAAGGGGAGAAGGGACUCAGAGGGGAACCAGGUUCCACAGGAACGCGUGGGCCACAGGGCCCUCCAGGAAAACUAGGUCCAAUGGGACCAAAGGGCGAAAGUGGACAACCAGGUCCCACCGGCCCACAAGGACGCCCGGGAGAAUGCUCACCACGUCAGAAAUCUGCCUUUGCCAUGAAACUCGCCAAAAACUAUCCAGCUCCUAAACAACCCAUUAUAUUUCAUCAAAUUUUAUACAAUGAUCAGCAACAUUUUGAUAAGGCCACAGGAAUUUUCACUUGCCAAAUACCUGGAGUUUAUUACUUUGGCUACAAUGUGGAGUUGUACCGGAACACCACGGUCAUUCAGCUAAUGAAAAACAGACAGGCAGUGAUAGGAUCAUAUCAGACCACCCUAAACUCUUAUGAAAAUAUGUCAGGAAGUACGGUCCUUAAGCUGGGGAAGGGUGAUAAGGUCUGGUUAGAAGUGAACCAGGAGAGUAAUGGAGCGACACACACAAGCUACUUUUUGGGUUACCUGAUAUUUGAAAUUUAGAUUUCUGCAGAACUUCUGAAUUAGCCUCACCAGUGUGUCAGAAUUUAAGAGAUAAGGAAAGUAUACCCGGGGGUGGGGUAGGGUGAGGGGUGCAGGAGGUUUUGUCAGGGUCUAAUUCCCUAUUAUAGCAGCAUCUGUUAUUAUGGUAGCACUGCCUACUAUUAUGGUUGCCCUACACUUCCCAUUAUAAGACGCAGUUUUCUGUUGUUUAUAACUUUCCCAAAUUCUAAUAGUUUGGGCUGAAAAUUUCCAUGCCAGGUGUCUGACUCUCGCUCAAUGUUUUUGGAAAAUGUCAGCCAAAACACUUUAGCCAACUCUGAGAAUGAGUAUAAGGGAAAAUACAUUUUGCCUGUGUUAAAAAAACUCUGGUGCCUUUUUCUUUGAGAAUCUCUAAUGCCUCCAUACUUUGGAGCAAGGUCUUGAUAUUUGGCAAGCGAAUGGCCUUUGUUUCAGGGAUGUUCCUGUUGGCAUCCCUUUGAAAAUCUGCCCAAAUUUAGCCACAUUAUAAGGCUUUGAAAAUUUGCAGUUCACACAUGCUCAGUAGACACUUCCUAGAACUCCACAGCUAAAUUCCCAAAAGAUUCCAUCUGUGACGUUGCACUCCAUAUGCUUUAUAAAAAUGUGUUUAUAAGUGUGAAUAUGAUGUAACGGAAAUAUGCUUUAUGCAAAAGGUCUCUUGUAAGGUAUAAUUACAGAGCUUAUAAUCGA